AUGUUUCUGAUUAAGAGUCUACAGAAAAGCACUGCAGGCCGAGUAGUAAAAUUCGAUCCCAUGCAUGUGGGCAAGGAGAAGGCUCGAUUGGUGAGGAUGAAUGCCGCGGCUUUCAACCAUGGUCAAGGUGGACCCAUGCGCAAAAUGGACUUCACAGAAAGGGCUGUAGGCGACAGACGAAACGCUCCGGGACCGCGGGCGGGACCUGAUGGAGGGCUGGACGGGGUGACGUCGGCGAUUGUGAUGGCAAUGCAAUAUCUGCGCCAGUGUCGUGACGCUGAGCUACUACGUGACACGGGGAGCAGUCGAACGAGCCACAGCGCCAAUGAAAUGCACAAGGACCUGGAGAUACGAGACAUGGCAUGGUUGUAUGUGUAUCUGACAAGACGGCGAUGGGUUUUUGCGGUGCCGGCCGAGGUUGGCGAUGGACGCAAAAAUAACACUCCAGACAUGGAGUUAGGCUGCCCGCCACAAUAUGCAGGGAGGACAGCUAAGACAGAUGGCCAGGAUAGGGUUAACCUUGAUUUGAAAGCUGGAGUGGAUGCUGUCGAUGACAAGCCGGAUGGGUGGGUGAUGGAGGGCGUGGAGCUGUCUCUUCUCCCCUUACCCGGCAGGAUGAACGCGGAUGGGACAGCGCAUAUCCUCACCUCCCGACACCCUGGCAGCUUGAGACCCUGGCACGCUGACACGCCGCCGUGGCCCUGGGACCGGCCGUUGGGAGAUGAUCCCCGUGGCUCCCGGGAUGAGGAAUCAAUCGCCUAUUUUCUUGUUGCCUUGAUCAAGGACUCAAGACGGACCCAGAUGGCUGGGCGAUGGAGCAUGACGUAUUUUGUCUGCUGCCAACUGCCUCGCCUGCCUCGCUUGUCUUGGGUGGGAGUCGGAGUGGGAUGGUGGGAGGGAGGGAGCCAUCUCAAUGUCCGUCCAUCAUUGUCCCGGUGCUGA
Ilyonectria robusta is the source of this 942-nucleotide messenger RNA. RefSeq lists its product as uncharacterized. The transcript has 5 exons. Bases 1 to 942 code for a protein of 313 amino acids. The record is from RefSeq and is a predicted model, not a curated record. Lineage: Eukaryota; Fungi; Ascomycota; Sordariomycetes; Hypocreales; Nectriaceae.